Messenger RNA from Pieris macdunnoughi, 978 nucleotides. Lineage: Eukaryota; Metazoa; Arthropoda; Insecta; Lepidoptera; Pieridae. The record is from the annotation of a GenBank genome assembly.
AUGGGUCAGGCGUGUGAAAAACAAACUGAUGUACGAGCAUCAGCUCUGGAACUCAUUGGUAACACUCCAUUAGUUGCUUUGGAUCGUCUCCAUACAGGUCCUGGACGUCUAUUAGCCAAGUGUGAAUUCAUGAAUCCAGGUGGAUCUAUUAAAGACAGAGCGUCGUACCAUAUGAUACAAAAGGCACGAUUACGAGGAGAACUUAAGCCUGGAGACCUUGUCGUAGAAGCAACAUCUGGUAAUCAAGGAUGCGGCCUCGCAGUGGCCUGUUCAGUUUUGGGGCACCCCUUGACUCUUACCAUGUCUAAAGGCAAUACCGUACAACGUGCAAUCCAUAUGGAAGCCCUUGGAGCUAAAUGCAUUAGAGUUCCACAAGUCGAGGGCACAUAUGGCAAUGUUACUAAUGCAGAUCUUAUGGCAGCUAAAGAUGAAGCUAUAGCUUUGCAACAGAAAACUGGAGCCUUUUUUGUAAAGCAAUUCCUUAAUGAAGACAACGUUGAAGCACACUACACUAGCACUGGCCCGGAAAUUUGGCACCAAACAGCGGGUAGAGUGAAUGCUUUUGUUACUGCUGUUGGCACGUCGGGUACUUUUAUGGGUGUUUCGAAAUUCUUGAAGAAACAAAACCCAAAGAUACAAUGCUACGUUGUAGAACCCGACGGUUGUGAACCAAUAAAAGGUAAGCCGAUAACCAAAGCAUCCAAUACACUUCAAGGAUCGAGUUAUGGUGUUGUACCAGAUCUGUUUAAAUAUGAUAUCAUGAAUGAUACUAUUACAGUCACAGAUGAAGAGGCUGAGGAAUACAUGCAUUUAAUUGGAAAGAAAGAAGGUUUAUACGUAGGAUAUACCAGUGGCGCGAAUGUAUGUGCAGCUGUCAAAUUGCUCAAAUCAGGAAAAUUACCUAAAAACGCAUGGGUCGUAACUAUUCUCUUUGACACAGGUCUUAAGUAUACUCCCGUACCUGAAUCAUUGAUGUAA